Molecule: messenger RNA, 1179 nt
Organism: Stereum hirsutum FP-91666 SS1
Lineage: Eukaryota; Fungi; Basidiomycota; Agaricomycetes; Russulales; Stereaceae
Exons: 7
Coding region: 133-1179 (348 amino acids)
Source: RefSeq, a predicted model, not a curated record
CGCGUCUAGGAUUUAUAUGUGCGGUGGCAGGUCGCACUCUAACAAGACGCGCCUAUCACCCGUCGAGGUGCUCUAUAUAUCUCAACGCGACUAAUCCUCGUAUAACGUCAACAAUAACCCGUAAACUGGUCAAUGCUACCCUGCCCAGCAUGCGACACCUCGUUCGGUAGUCCGGACGAGCUGCAGAGACACACAGACCUGAACCAUUUAUGGGUGUGCUUUAACUGCGGAGGAACCUUCCCGAGUGAGAAUAUGAGGAAACGACAUCAAGCUGACACUCGACACGGUGUCUAUGUCGCGAUUUCUACCAUUACUGUCGUAGUCGAUCCCUCUUCAUCACUUGAUUUGGAUAACAUCGGGGUUCGGCCCACUUCUACGGUACAAGGGCCACUGUCACUUCCAGACUUUCCGUUCGAUCAGGAAGCAGACAUCUCGGACGCUUCACUGCCACCUAUCCACCUCUCAGACUCGACCGGGAACGACGUGGUUCGAUACUACCCACCACCAACCCCUACCAUCUCCUAUCCACCUCCACCACCACCUCCACCACCGCCACAGUCGGAUAUAAGCCAUGGUCUUAACCUAACAGAGUCUGAGCAUGCGAACGGACCACCAACCGAACAUCGGCUGGUUAGCGCAUACCUCGCGUUCUUCUCUGCUAUGCACUUCGUCUUCAAGACGUUCACGUACCACACGGAAUUGAAUUCUGCGCAGCAUUCGCACGCGUACGAGGAAAUUUUGAAGAAGAGUCUAGUCGAGUGGUACACAGUCGGCGCUUUCCUCCUCGGAAAUGCUGCGAUCGACGCCACCGUAUUCGGCUUCUCCGCCGGCUCCUCCACGCUCUUCACAGUCGACGGUCUCGCUAAAGACGCAGUAGCGGCCUCGUCCGUAUCCUGCGGCCUGGGAAUCAUCCUCGACGCCUGUUUUCUGUUCAAAUACGGACACAGCAACGGCCACGAUUUCGCGAGAUUAUCAAAGGACAUAAACGGCUCCUUCCUCCUCUUCUGCAUCACCUCCCGACUGCCGACGGCCCUGCUCCUCCUCUCAGGCUUCUGCACCUCCCUGUUUCUGAUCGUCGUUGCGUGGACGGUUUCGCCCGCGACUGUGGGGUUGCUUGUAAUGUUGGAGUUGGAGGACGAUGCGAGUUUAAUUGGGAGUUGUUCGUUUGAGAUGGCCUAA